Molecule: messenger RNA, 705 nt
Organism: Aegilops tauschii subsp. strangulata
Lineage: Eukaryota; Viridiplantae; Streptophyta; Magnoliopsida; Poales; Poaceae
Source: RefSeq, a predicted model, not a curated record
AUGGACGAAGAAACCGCAUUCACGAGGGAUGAGAAUGAUACUGAUAAGGUGACUAAGACUGACAACGAUAAUUUUAAUGAAGAUGAUGACAACAACGACAACGAUUCCGUCUUGUCAUAUGAUAUCUUACCUUCGAAGGAGUUUGAUAAUAAUGAACAUGGCACAAAUAGUGAAAACAUAAGUGGCGAAGAUGUGGAUGUUGACAAUGAGGAGUUAGAUGGUCCUAGCGGUGAUCACGAUGAGGGAGAGAUCGACAUUGAGGAGGCUCGAAGACAGCAACACAUGCUGGAGACACAUUGGAAGGUCAUGGCUAUGACCUUUCGGUCGCAAGGGGAUGCAUACAUAUUCUACAACAAUCAUGCCAAAGAGCACGGGUUUAGCAUCAGGAAACAGAAGGUCAAACGAGGUGCUUCAGGAAUGAUACGGUACCGACGGUUUCUUUGCUCCGGGGCAGGGAGAAGGCAGAGCAAGUUCAUAACCAUGGAGGGCCGCAAGCGCAGGCUUAGACCGGAGACUCGUUGCGACUGCGGUGCACAUAUGGUGGUGAAGCUGGACAGAGAACGUGGCGUUUGGUUCGUCGCGUCAUUCGUGGAUGAUCACUACCACGCAAUGGCUCGGCCCGACGAGGUUUAUCUUUUGUGGUCACACAGGUGGAUUGGAGAUGGCAAGAGGGCCGAGAUAUUGGCGAUGGAAGUGGCCGGAUAA